Molecule: messenger RNA, 4128 nt
Organism: Cervus elaphus (red deer)
Lineage: Eukaryota; Metazoa; Chordata; Mammalia; Artiodactyla; Cervidae
Gene: PLS1
Product: plastin 1
Exons: 16
Coding region: 189-2081 (630 amino acids)
Biological process (GO): actin filament network formation; actin filament bundle assembly
Cellular component (GO): actin filament; cytoplasm; actin filament bundle
Molecular function (GO): actin filament binding; calcium ion binding
Source: RefSeq, a predicted model, not a curated record
CAAAAGCCAUGGGAAGAUGUACCUGUCUAGAAAAUCUAGCAUAACCUUCCCUGCUGUUGAGUCUCUGACAGUGAUCCUGGCUGUCUCUGGGCUCCUUUUUAUAGGACUGACUUUGGAAAGCUAUGCUGUUCUGAGCUGUCUCAGGCAUCCAGAUAUAAAGACCUGAAGGUAGUCUUUCCUAUUCAGAGAUGGAGAACAGUACGACCACCAUUUCUCGGGAGGAGCUGGAAGAACUACAAGAAGCAUUUAAUAAAAUAGAUAUUGACAACAGUGGGUAUGUCAGUGACUAUGAACUCCAGGACCUGUUUAAGGAAGCAAGCCUUCCUCUGCCUGGCUACAAGGUGCGUGAGAUCGUGGAGAAAAUUCUAGCAGUUGCUGACAACAACAAAGAUAGCAGAAUCAGCUUUGAAGAGUUUGUGUCGCUAAUGCAAGAGUUAAAAAGCAAAGACAUCAGCAAAACAUUCAGAAAAAUAAUUAACAAGAGGGAAGGGAUUACUGCUAUUGGAGGAACUUCAUCCAUCUCCAGUGAGGGCACACAGCAUUCUUAUUCAGAGGAAGAAAAAGUGGCUUUUGUUAACUGGAUAAACAAAGCCCUGGAGAAUGACCCUGACUGUAAGCACCUCUUACCGAUGAACCCCAAUGAUGGCAGUCUUUUCAAGUCACUUGCUGAUGGCAUCCUUCUUUGCAAAAUGAUCAACUUGUCUGAACCAGAUACCAUUGAUGAAAGAGCCAUUAAUAAGAAAAAGCUCACCCCCUUCACUAUUUCUGAAAAUUUAAACCUAGCUCUGAAUUCUGCCUCAGCCAUUGGUUGUACUGUAGUCAACAUUGGGGCACAGGAUCUCACAGAAGGAAAGCCUCACUUGGUCUUGGGACUUCUCUGGCAGAUCAUCAAAGUUGGUCUUUUUGCUGAUAUUGAGAUUUCCAGGAAUGAAGCUCUGAUUGCAUUGCUGAAGGAAGGUGAGGAUCUAGAAGAGCUAAUGAAGCUAUCUCCAGAGGAAUUACUGCUGCAAUGGGUGAACUACCAUCUGACAAACGCAGGAUGGCCUACUAUCAGCAACUUCAGCCACGACAUUAAGGAUUCAAGAGCCUAUUUUCAUCUGUUGGACCAGAUUGCACCUAAAGGUGACCGGGAUGAUGGACCUGCCAUUGCCAUUGAUCUUACAGGAUUUAGUGAGAAAAAUGACUUGAAGCGUGCUGAAUUCAUGCUUCAGGAAGCAGAUAAACUGGGCUGCAGACAGUUUGUUACCCCUGCAGAUGUGGUUUCAGGCAAUCCUAAACUUAACCUGGCUUUUGUAGCUAAUCUGUUUAACACGUACCCAGGCCUCCGCAAGCCUGAUAAUAAUGACAUCGAUAUGAAUUUGUUGGAAGGAGAGAGCAAGGAAGAGAGGACAUUUCGGAACUGGAUGAAUUCCUUGGGAGUCAGCCCAUAUAUUAAUCAUUUGUACAGUGACCUUGCAGAUGCAUUAGUCAUCUUUCAGCUCUACGAAAUGAUCCGCGUGCCAGUUGACUGGAACCUUGUCAACAAACCUCCUUAUCCUGCUCUUGGAGGGAACAUGAAGAAGAUCGAAAACUGUAACUAUGCAGUGGAACUUGGGAAGAAUAAGGCCAAAUUCUCCUUGGUUGGCAUUGCUGGGCAGGACUUAAAUGAAGGAAAUUCAACACUUACUCUGGCAUUGGUGUGGCAGCUGAUGAGAAGGUACACACUGAAUGUGUUAUCGGAUCUUGGAGAGGGUGAAAAAGUAAAUGAUGCAAUUAUCAUUGAAUGGGUCAAUCAGACUCUUAAAAGUGCAAACAAAAAUACUUUCAUUUCCAGCUUCAAGGACAAAUCCAUUAGCACUAGCUUACCUGUCUUAGAUUUAAUAGAUGCCAUUGCACCAAAUGCAGUUCGUCAAGAAAUGAUUAAGAGAGAAGACCUUUCUGAUGAGGACAAGCUGAACAAUGCUAAAUACGCCAUUUCUGUUGCUCGAAAGAUUGGUGCCCGGAUAUAUGCCUUACCUGAUGACCUUGUGGAAGUGAAACCAAAGAUGGUUAUGACAGUGUUUGCAUGCUUAAUGGGAAAAGGACUGAACAAAAUAAAAUAAUAAAGCAUUUAAUAUGAUUUUCUGCCACAUUAAACACAUUGAAUGUCUCACAGUUUACAGAAUUCUGAAAUGUAGUGGGUAUAAAACCAGAGAUUAUUUGUAUGCUCAAAAUAGUUGUAGAAAUCAUUAAUGAUUUUAAUAGCCUGUUCAUACUAGUUAGGAUUUGUUGGUCUUUUUGGAUAACACAAUUAAAUUUACCAGUUGAUACUGAUAAUAGAAUAUGUUUAUUUUCAAGAUGAUACUUUAUGAUUAUUUUCAUUUCCUUGAAGUCUCCUUAAAACAAGACUAAAUCAUUCUUUUUCAUGGUUCAAAAAUGAUCAAUACAAAAAUUUUUCUGCAGGUCCUGAUGUGAAAUAUGUUUUGAUUUUGUGUGUGUGUUGAUUUUGAUCAUAAAUGUAUUCAGAGUCAAAAUCCAGUUUAAUCCUGUUAUUUUUUCCUUCCAACUAUGUAAAGUGGUCCAAAACUUAAGCUUUUCUGUAAAUUUCUAUACUGUCUAAAAUUUUUAAGUGACAAGUAUUGUUAACACUAAACUUUUUUUAUGUAAGGACUAACUCAUGAAUAAACUUCAAAGUUCAUUCUCUCAUAUAAGUAUUAAUAGCAGGAGCUUUUUACUUAACACUUAAUUUUAACUACAUGAUACUUUAUAUAUACUGCAUGACAUGCAGAUACAUAUAUAUAGAGAGAAAGAUAAGAUGUUAUUAGAGAAAUAUGUGUGUGUACGUAUAUAUAUUUUGCACCUGAAUUACCCAGGUUUUCUUAAAUAGUAUGUAUACAGAUAGCCCUCCAUAUCCGAUGCAUGCAUAUCAGAUGGUCCCACAACCAUAGAUUCCCAUGACGGCAGAUCAAAGAUAUUUGAAAAAAAAAGAAUUCCAGGAAGUUGGGAAAAGCAAAACUUAAAUUUGCCAAGUGCCAGCGAUAAUUUCCAUCUCAUUUACAUUGUAUUUACAACUAUUUACACAGUAUUUACAUUGUAUAUCAGGUAUAAGUAAUCUAGAGAUGAUUUAAAGUACAUGGGAGAAUAUGUGUAGGUUAUAUACAAAUACUGUUUCAUAUUAAGGAUCUGAGCACCUGUGGAUUUUGGUAUCCUUGUGGCGGGUGGCGAGGCGGGGGUUGGUUCCUGGAACCAAUCCUCUGUUUACUGAAGGAGGACUGUAUUGGUCAGUUAGCCAACCAUGAAAUAAGUAUUGUGCCCCACUAGCUGUGUAACACUUUUCAGUUUGUAGCUAUCGGGUUCAUGAAGAUUUCUUUUAGAAAUAUUCAUUUUGGAUAUGCAUAUACUUACUUUUCAACUGACUUCUUUCAAAUAUUUGUAGCCAAACACUAUGGCAACAGCUCUCAAGACAUGUUGAUGCUGUAUUGUUAGCUUCAUGUUACACAUGCUAAUUUUUGAUAUUCUAGCCCUAAAUAAUUUAGAAUAUGCCCAUUAAAUAUCUUUAAAAGAAAGUAACACAGAGCUAAUAAUCAGCAUAUUUUCACAUUUUCCCAGUUUCCUUCAAAUUGGCAGUGUUUGAUAAAUACUUAUGUCACUUGGGAGUAGCGAUGCUUCAGAUGUAUUUUUGUCUGAAUUUUUGGCAACAACCGAUUCUGCUCCUAACAACUGAAUCCAGAAGUCUAGUUCCUUCAUCUUCCACCAUUUGCGCCAGUGAGCAGUACUACAAAAAAUGCUGUCAUUCUAUCUCACUGUCAAUGAGUAGUCUAAAUCCCCCAUCUACCAUGUAUUAAAACAUACAUGUUGGUAAGACAUUGGCAAGAGUGAGGCUACUCAUGUGUUUAGAAUAGCAAUUUUUUUAUGAAAUCAUCAACAGGUGGGACUUUGAAAUAUAUUCUCCUAUAAAAGAAAAAAGAUUUCCUUUCCUAAUUUUAUAGUUUGAUGAUGAUUGUCUUAUAUGAAGAUGUGUUCUUGCUCUUUUGUGAGGUUAUUUAAAUCAUUUUUCCCCUUUUGAUUUUUUUUCCCACCAUAUUUGCUAAGUUCUCUAAUUUACACGAAAUUUGGCACUUUAGAGUGUUCUUUUUCUCACAAAAAGUUUAAUAAAAUUCUGUGUGUGUA